This is a messenger RNA of Mercurialis annua (annual mercury), 1451 nucleotides long. RefSeq lists its product as uncharacterized. The record is from RefSeq and is a predicted model, not a curated record. The coding region runs from base 318 to 1370 and encodes 350 amino acids. The transcript is spliced from 8 exons. Lineage: Eukaryota; Viridiplantae; Streptophyta; Magnoliopsida; Malpighiales; Euphorbiaceae.
AAAUAGCGCCAAAACGUACCGCUACAUUUUCAAAGUUUCAGAGAGAGAUUUUGAGUUGGUCGAGCUCGCUUUCAAGUCCAUCCGAACCUCCUGAUGUAGGGAACUGGUUUUCUAGCUACAAGUAUGAAUCUUUUGUGCUGGAUACUUAUGAUGAUGCUCUCAAAGGUUGCGCCUUCAAAGAAUGUAAUGGCAAUGAAGACGGCGAAAAUGAGGGCUUUGGCCCUAACACGAGAAACAGUGAAGAAGAAGGAAAUUUGGGUGAAUUCGGAAAAAUUAAUGGCGGUAGUAGUGAACAUAAGCUAGAAGAUUUAAGCAAGAUGCCAGAUUCUGCUCAUUCUCUACCGGUCCUUUCUGAAGAGCCUCCUCAUGCCAGAAACUGGUUUUCAAGCUAUGUUUAUGAAUCUCCUUUACUGGAUACACUUGGCGAUCUUAAAGGAUCAGUUGCUGGAGAAAGUGAAUAUAAGAAAGAAGGUUUUGCUUCUGAGGAAAGCGAACUAGUAAAGGAAGGGAAUCUCGAGGAGUCUAGGAAUUCUUGGAGCAGCAAUGAACUAGUAGAUUUUGGUGAUGGUAAUAUGUGCACAAAUGUGUUUGCCAAUCCGAUUGAAAACCCGUCUCUGAACAAGCCUUUAAGUGAGAUACCUGACUCUUCAAAUUCAUUUUCGAAUCUGUCUGAGCCACCAGACAUUAAAAACUGGUUCUUUAGCUAUGCAUAUGAGUCUCCGGAGAGCAAUGUAUUUGCUGAUAAAGAAUCUGAAAGUGAAGAAGAUGAUUCUGCUAAUCAACAGGACAACAAAGCCAAAUGCAAAUCUGGACAAACCGGAACUUCAGAUGAAAUAGCUUUUGAUGAGACAUUAAAAUCAAAUGGAAGUUUGAAGUUUAACAGGUCUUUACGAGAUGAGGAGGAAAACAAUUCCAUGGAUGAGGGCAAUAAGGCUCCUCCAGCUAGAAUAUCUACACCAAAGUCGAUUACUUGGAAUUUAAAAAGUACUUCUCCGACAGAAGAUGUUUUACCGCCAGUUUCCGAAGAAUCAGUGAGAAAAUCACACUGUGGAAGCAAUGGCAAGGAGAAUCAGGGAAUAGAAGUUGCAGGAAAUGGUUUUGUGACGACAAAGAAGAAUCGAGGGAGAGAAAAUGAUGAGAAUUCUAUGCCAAAGCCACAUAAGAUUCUAUCAGAAUGUUCAACAAAGAACACGAAAAAAGCAUCGGAUGGAAAGGAUGCCAUGAAACGAAAGGUUUUGUCGGAACGAACGAAUUUUGAAGCCGAAUGCAAUGAUGUGACAGGGAAAUGGAAAUGUCCUCAGAAGAGUAAACCAAAUACUGGACCUCCUUUGAAGCAGCUUCGACUUGAAAGAUGGGUUCAUAGGCUGUAAAAGCUUCAGUAGAAACAAAAAUUAGUAAAAUUGUUUCAAUGUACUGUAUUUUGAACUUCAUAAACAAAUAUUUGUUCUAAA